CUCCCACCGCCAGGCGGCGCCAGUGUGGACACUCCUGCCCCCACCGACGCGUGACCGGACGCUCCCCCCGCAAGUGUCGCGCGCAGGUGACGCAGUACGCCGUUGCCGCGGCAGGGAAAGGGAGGCCGCGGGGAGCGGCGCUGCCGGAGUGCCAUGGAGGCCGCAGCCAAAGGGGGCUUCGUCCUUAGCAACCUGGCCGAGGUGGUCGAGCGCGUUCUCGGCUUCCUGCCCACCAAAGCGCUGCUGCGUGCUGCCUGCGUGUGCCGGCUGUGGAGGGAGUGCGCCCGGCGGAUCCUGCGGGCGCGGCAGCGCGUCGCCUGGGUGUCGGCGCUGGAGCCGGGCCCCGCCGACAGCCACGCACUGGUGCGCGCCAUGGCCCGCGAGCUGGAGAAGGUGCACGUGUUGCCGCAGACCGUGCUGUACAUAGCUGAUGCGGAGACGUUCAGCGGGCACCAGGAGUGCCACGAGCAGAAGAGAGCCAGGAAAAGAAACAGUAAAGAAACCGCAAUUGCCCUGGAAAAAUUGUUGCCGAAGCGGUGUCAGGUUCUUGGAUUGGUCACCCCAGGGAUUGUAGUUACACCUAUGGGUUCAAGCAGCAAUCAACCUCAAGAAAUUGAAGAGGGCGAAGCUGGGUUUGCUCUGUUGUUUCCCAAAAUUGAUGGGGUGAAAAUUCAUACUUUCCAUUUUUCUAAAGACUCGAGGAACAGGAUCUUUGAUGAAAGUAAAUUUGCUGAAGCAGGUCUGAAGAAUAACCCAGAUCUCCGAGUGGUUCUGCUGUUUGGCUACAACUCCUGGAAGUCUGGAGCAACUCGAUUUCUUCACCAAAUAGUCAAUCCUUUGAAUGAGAAGAGUAUCAUCCUGGCUGGGGGACAAGUGGAGAGCUUUACAUCACUCACCUCUGAGAACAGCAAUGCCCAGCCUGGUGAUGCCUGUGGUGUGGUUGGGCUGGCUUUUAGCGGUCCCCAGAUUCAGAGUGCCACUGUUCUGUUGGAUCAGGAUGUCGCUGAUGAGAGGACAGCAGAAGCCGCCAUGCAGCGUCUCAAAGCAGCAAACAUCCCUGAGCACAACACUAUCGGCUUCAUGUUCGCCUGUGUUGGCAGAGGGUACCGCCAUUACAAAACCAAAAGGAAUAUGGAAGCAGAUGCAUUUAGGAAGUUUUUUCCAAGUGUUCCCCUCUUUGGCUUUUUUGGACAUGGGGAAAUAGGAUGCGACCGAAUAGUUACUGGGAAUUUUGUAUUAAGAGAAUGUAAUGACAUCAAGGAUGACCUGCUUCAUGGUUAUACUACAGUUAUGACUCUUAUUCAUCUUGGCUCAACUAAAGUGAGCCAAGUGUAAAUAUGUUUUUAAUGCUUUAGUGAGCUGUUUCUUUCAUUCCAGAAAGCUGAGAAGUCUGGAAGAGUGGGCACCUUGCAGCUAAAGCCCUUUCCAAAAUGUGAACAUCAUUUUGGUGAUAUUACUGAACCUUGUAGUUGGAAUAGAGUUUAACACCGUAGCAGUGAGAAAGCUUUGCCUUCCGUGUAACUCCCUCUCUGUGUCGGAAUUGCAGGUAAAUGAUAACUUGAUGGAAUUCUGCAAUUGGAAGAAAGUCUCUCUAUUCUAAAUUGGGAAUGGUUUGCACAAAUGGCAGUUGGAGUCCAAAUAUCAAUGUGUAGAAGGAAACAGUACUUAAGUGUGUUCUAUUUAUGUAUGUAAAACAGUCUAGAAGAACUACUGCAUAAAAUCCACCAUUGCCUGGAUUUUAUUUCAAGAGAGGUAAUGCAACCUGCCAGAUCUGUGUGCUAUUUACAGAGCUGAAUGGUUUUACUAGAUAAUAUGAAUGAAAGUCUUUAGAGAAAAAUAUCCAAGUCAUUAUUAAAUAAAGAUGAAAGUAUAUUG
Molecule: messenger RNA, 1875 nt
Organism: Pogoniulus pusillus (Red-fronted tinkerbird)
Lineage: Eukaryota; Metazoa; Chordata; Aves; Piciformes; Lybiidae
Gene: FBXO22
Product: F-box protein 22
Exons: 7
Coding region: 154-1335 (393 amino acids)
Biological process (GO): protein polyubiquitination; regulation of skeletal muscle fiber development; positive regulation of proteasomal ubiquitin-dependent protein catabolic process
Molecular function (GO): protein binding
Source: RefSeq, a predicted model, not a curated record